Vespa crabro (European hornet) is the source of this 3096-nucleotide messenger RNA. Its product is annotated as zinc finger protein 2-like. Gene Ontology annotation, molecular function: zinc ion binding; RNA polymerase II transcription regulatory region sequence-specific DNA binding; DNA-binding transcription factor activity, RNA polymerase II-specific. The record is from RefSeq and is a predicted model, not a curated record. The transcript is spliced from 4 exons. Gene Ontology annotation, biological process: regulation of transcription by RNA polymerase II. Gene Ontology annotation, cellular component: nucleus. NCBI's taxonomy places the organism in Eukaryota, Metazoa, Arthropoda, Insecta, Hymenoptera, Vespidae. Bases 406 to 2706 code for a protein of 766 amino acids.
UGAAGACCGACGAGAAUGGCGCCAUCUAGAGGAAAAGAUGAAUUCUUUUUGACCGAAGAGUGGACAGGGGAGCUAAUACCCCGCUCUCUCGUGCUUCUCGUAGCGGAUUACGAGAGAUCGUCCGAAUGCUGUGGAGACAGAAGUAUCAUUUUACAAACGUAUCCUGAAGCAUAAAAUGCUUCGUCAGAAGAAUAAUUUUUAAAGAAUUUUUCAUAAAAAGGAUUUCGAGAGAAAACGAAAUCGUUCGAUCGUGAUGCGCGUCGCGGUCUCGCCGAGUCCUCGGAAAAAGUUGCCUCGUAUCGAGAGCUUUUCGAAGGAGAUACCUUGAUCAAAAGCUUACACUUCGAUCUGCUACUCUUCAUCAAGAAACGAAUUGAUUUUCGUCGAAAAUAUUUUUCAUUGAUAAUGGCCAUCGUCGAAGAAUUCGAUUAUCUUUGCCGUUUAUGCGCGACCAAGACAGGCAUUCUCAUGGGAUUACCGAUCUUUGAGGCUGGCGAUCAGAUGCGUAACAUCGACAAAAAAAUCGCAGCGUGCCUUCCCGUCCAAGUGUCAAUGACAGAUCAGCUUCCUAAAGUGGUAUGCGAAGAAUGUGCAUACAAAUUAGAUCAAUUAUUUGAUUUUCGUGAAAAAUGUUUACAUACUGAGGGUAUGUUUAUGGAAAUGUUAAAGGAAAUUAGCAAGGAUGAAACGGUACAUAUAUCAGAGCAUGGUUUAGAAGAGGUAGAUGAAAUCAGUAUGAAUAGGAUCCAAAGGAAUAUAGAUAGAAUACAAAAUGAUAUUGAAGAUGUCCAAAAUCGUACUAGUGUAGUUUCUCAUGAAUCAGGAGAAACAACUAUACAUACUAUGCAAGUUAUGGAUGAAAUGGAUUUAGCUGGUGAUGAACAAGUUGUUAGUCAAGAAGACAUUGGUCAGCAAGAUCAUGAUAUGGAGGUUACAGACAUUGACUGUUUAGAUGGUGAAACAGUCAGAAUGGUUGAUGAACAUAUAAGAGAAGUUUCAAAUCAUCAGAUAGCAAUGCACUUGGAAGGAGAUAUGACUGUGGUAGGGAAUUUAACUGUAAGUGGGCAUUUGAGUCAAUUGGGAAUAAAUUAUGUGACUUCUAUAAAUCCAGAAACUGAAACUAGAGAACAGAUAGUACAUUAUUGUGAAAAUGUAAAAUAUGAAUCAGUGCCUAUAAAGCAAGAAUAUCAAAGCUUACAAGAGAGAUUAAAUUCUGAAGAUCCUACUCAUGUAUUAGAAAACAAUGUACCCACUGAUGGGUUUCAUUCCUCUCAGCCAGAAACAGAAAGUGAAAUAGAGGAAGCAACUGUUAGUGAAAAUGAAGUUCGUAGAAAUAUGGAUUCAAAUAUAUUACCUUCCACUAGCCAAUCUAAUACAGAAAAUACAGAAGUCAUUGUUGAGUAUACUAAAGGAACUAAACAUACUUUAUUAGAAUCUAUAUUAAAUAAUCCAACCGUCGAUGAGACUGGUACUCAUUGGUAUGUGUGUCCUUUUUGUAAUGAAGCUGCAAUGGAAACAAAUAAUUUAGCAGCACAUUUUGAACAACACUUUUGUUCAUGUUCUUGUGGUUUAUAUUUCACAAGUGUAGAAGUAUUAAAUAUUCACAAACAACAAUGUAAUUCAUAUAAAAUAAAGGUAGAUAAUAAGGACAUCAAGGUAAUAGAGUCAGAAUUAGUUCCAUCGCAAAGCAAUGAUAAUUCGGAUAUUCAAAAAAAACAAUCUACUGUCAGGCAAAAGUGGACACCAAAAAUUUGUACUCAGUGUGGUAAACAGUACAGAACCAAUUAUAAAUUACAAGAACAUAUGCGCAAACAUACAGGAGAAAAACCUUUUCAAUGUUUGACUUGUGAAAAAGCAUUUCGUAGCAAGAUAGGUCUUGCACAACAUACGGCAACUCAUACUGGUCAGUUUGAUUAUAAUUGUUCAACUUGUGGCAAAGGAUUCCAGUGUAAAAGCUAUCUGAUUGUCCAUCAGAGAGUUCAUUCGGACUUAAAACCUUAUCCAUGCAGUACUUGUGGACAAAACUUUAAAACUAAGCAAUCCUUAUUGGAUCAUCAAAAUAGGCAUCUGGGUGUUAAGCCUUAUAUGUGUGAAAUUUGUGGUAGAGGUUUUAUAACUAAAGGUCUUUGUAAGAGUCAUCAGAAAAUACAUUCGGGUAUGGAUAAUCGACAAUACCCAUGCGUAGUGUGUAAUAAAAUGUUUGUCAGCAAGAGUUAUCUUAAUACACAUUUACGCAUACAUACUGGUGAAAAACCCUAUUUAUGUGAAGUAUGUGGUAAAGGAUUUUUAACGCGCGUUGAUCUUAAAAUUCAUUCCACCAUGCAUACUGGUGAGAAGAGCUUUAAGUGUGAAAUGUGUGGAAAAGUUUUCGCUAGAAGGGCAGCUUUACGAUGUCAUAGAAGAUCGCAUACAGGAGAAAGACCAUAUAGAUGUGACGUUUGCGGAAAAACAUUUACUCAAUUUAGUCCAAUGGCUAUUCAUAAACGUUUACACACUGGUGAAAGACCAUAUGAAUGCGAUGUGUGUGGCAAAGCAUUCGUAUCGCGAUCAACUAUGAUGUGCCACAGAAAGAAACACCAUAUUCCUGUAACGCCUACACAAAAAAAUGUUUUAGUUUCUAAUGAGGAUGUAGAAGUGAAACAUAUUAUAUCAACAGAAAUAGUGCUUAGAGAAUCACAUGAAGGAAUUCAUAUUACUGCUGAUUGAAAAAAAGAAACUGAAAAAAAAUCUGAAAUAUAAAUUGAAAUUAACAAAAAUAGGAAAAGGUAGGAAAUAACAAAUUUCAUUUGUAUUUAUUAUAUAAAGAUAUUUGACCUGCAUUUAUUGUUUGCUCUAUUGUUGUAGGCACCAUGCUAUGUCUUGGGACAUGUAACAUAUUGUAAAAGUUUAUGCAAGAAAAAUAUUUUUUCAAGGAUAUUAUUUUAUAAAAAUUCAUAUGCUUGCUUAAAUUCAAGGAAUGCAGGUUCAAUCAUAUCUUUCAUUCAUAUAUAUUGCAGAAUUCAUAUUAAAAUAAAAUCUUAGAUAUUUAAUGUCUAUGAAGUCAACUAUCUUCAAUUUGGUCCUAUUAAAAGAGAAAACAUGAGUAAGUUUCUUAAA